Messenger RNA from Rotaria sp. Silwood1, 633 nucleotides. The record is from the annotation of a GenBank genome assembly. NCBI's taxonomy places the organism in Eukaryota, Metazoa, Rotifera, Eurotatoria, Philodinida, Philodinidae.
AUGUCGCAUCGGACUGUACCAGCGGUAUCUGCACAUCAAACAUUUGCCAAGGUAAGCUUUGUAGCUCCAGUGCUACUUAUUACCAACAGUGAAUUACCCAUUGGUGUUUAUAAUACAAUUUCGGGUGGCGAUAGCACUUUAGCAACACCCGGUACUGAAAUAGGUCAGUAUCCCGCAAACCCAAACAUGGAGACGCCAGCUCAAGCAUUCGAUGGUAAUGUAAAUACCAAGUAUACAAGUUUUGGCCGAUGCAGGCUUAACAAUUGCAGGAGUGGUUCGGCUUCUAAUAAUUGUGGCUUAAAUACUGGUCUCUAUCUAACACUACAACGAGGUGCAACAUUGGUCGUAGGCCUACAACUAAGCACAGGAAAUGAUUAUCCACAACGUGAUCCACUUAUGAUAACGUUAGAAGGGAGUAAUCAGUCUGGCACAAAUCUUACUCUCGGCUCGAGUUGGACUCUCAUCUAUAGUGGUACGAGUGGUCUUGCCACUGAUCCAGGUAGAAAAAAGCCUGGAUCAAUAGUGUUUUUUUCUAACUCGUUGCAGUACACAAGUUAUCGAUUUCUUAUUGCUGCAAGUCGUGCUCCUGACUGCUCUGUUCAAUAUUCUGAAUUAAAACUAUUCGGCUUUUAA